AUGUCGGAGCAGGGCCGGAGCGGCCGAGGGCGUUGGGCCGUCGGCCGCGUGGGAGCGGGCGACACCGCUCCAGAGGGCUACUUCGAGGAGGUGGCCGCGAUCAAGGUGGACGAGGACGCUGCCCUUUGGCGCGUCACGGCCGAUCGGACCAACCCUGCCAGGACCGUGGACAUCUGCCCGCUGGCCACCGAGGACCUCUCCGACGGUGCGGGAAGGAUGCCACGCAAGCCCAACCCCGCCAUGGAGGAGGAGCUGAAGGGCCAAAAGGUCUACCGAGAUCCGUCUUUCCGAUCGAGGACAUUUCUUCCCCUCCUGGCCGAGAAGCCCUGGGAGGCGGGGAUUCUGGGGACCACCGACAAGCUGGUCGAGGGCGUCCCGCUCUUCGGGGUCAUCCAGAAGCGCCAGAUCCGCGCCGUCUGGGACUGGAGGCGGGCCAACCUCCGCUGGCAGAGGCCCAUGCACGGGCCCCCGGGCAGCUCCGCGACCCUGACCAACCUGGACCUCUCCAAUCUCGGCGAGGCGGAAAUGGUCUACACGGGGGUGGGCGCUAUCCCCGACAGGUUCGACCGCUUCGAGACGCCGCCCGAUGUCUGGCUCUACUUUGUCUUGGAGGGGCUGCCCAUCCACGAAUUCUUCGACUACAUGAGGACCACAGGGCAGGGCUACGUCAUCCCCCAUGGCGGGUCCCUCCUGGCGGUGAAGGUCUUGGUCAUGGGCCGGCCGUGGCUCCUGCCUCUGGCCCACUCCAGGCCGAAGGCUCUCACGGCGCGCAGGCUCUGGGCGGGCUCCGGGGGUGCGCGCCUGGUCUACGGGGCCCCGACGCACCAGUUGAUCGGGCCCGUCGAGUUCGAGUCAGGGAGCUGGGCGUACAUGGACGACUACGGGGUCGUGGCCACGUACGCCAGCGGGCGGCAGCCAGUGAGCGAGGUCAUGAGGCCGACCUUACACUGUCUCGGCCGAAAUCGAUCGCACUUGUGGCCUGGCUCUGGCGGCGCUGGGGCUGGCGGUGCGGACGUGCUGGACCCCGGAGCCAUCGUGAAGCUGCGGGCGUGGGCGGCCAUCUCCCAGCGCAUGGGCCUCGCCAUCUGCGACCGGGUCUACCGCGAGAUGAGGCGCCCAGAGACCGCCAAGACGCCGUUCCGCCUUACAGACGCGGCGAGGUGGGGGCUGACGACGAUGGCCUACUGCGCCCCGCCCAGGCACACGGAUCUCGAGGCGCCUUGGUUCUCGCAAGUGUCUAUGACAGGUAUGACGGACUCCAAGGACAAGGGCCACGGGGUUGCGGUCACCGCCACCGACGCUUGGGCCCCCCACGUUGGGGGGUGUACCUACGACGUGGGCGAGCUCGCCGAGGCGUCGGCUACACCUCCGCAGCGGAUCAGCUGGAGGGUCCACCAGGCGCUCCACCUCUUCGCGGGCAGGCGCCGAGAGGGGGACCUGGAGGAGGCCAUCUACGCGCGUGCGGAGUGCGACGGCUACGAGAUCAAGGUCUGGCCCAUCGACUCGGUGAUCGAGCCGAAGCACGACCGCCCCAACGACGAGCUGGUCAGCGCGAUUCUGGGUCAGACGCGGGACGGGCACUUCCACGCAGUGAUUGCCUCGCCGCCAUGUUCCACCUGGAGUCGAGCGUGCUUCCUGAAAGAGAGGCCCAGGCCCUCGCGGACGCGCCUCGAGCCUUGGGGGCGGAGCGACAUACUACUCACAACCUUCGAGCACAUCCGCCUGGACCUUGGGUCGCGCCUCCUGCUCACGGCCAUGCAGGCGGUCCGCGAGGUCUGCCGAACUGGUGGCCUGGGCCUGACGGAUCACCCCGCGGACCCAGAGGAGGACCUGUACACGUCUAUCGGGACCCCCCCCGAGAUGGCUUGCCUCUGCGAGGAGACGGGCGGCCAGAUCUAUCAGAUCGACCAGGGCCGCUACGGAGCUUCGCCGAGGGAGUCCACCAUGAAGGGCAUCUUCGGGGUCUACGACGACGCACUGGACCUCGCCGUGGGCCGUCUCCGCCCGAGAGGCAACCACCGAGGGAGGCAUCAAGCGAUACUCGAGGGACGAGUGGAGCGGGGCCGCCCCGACAUCUGCACCGCCUCCGCCCAGGCCUGCCAGCCCCCGCGGCGCGCCGCGCGAGGGGGGGCGAUCCUCGAAGCGUUGGCCCGCAUGGCGAAGGAGAUGAGGGGCCCCGAUCCAGCGUGCUCGCGGGCAUCUCCAGCUACGACGUCCUUCGGGCCGCCGAGGCCGGGAGGGGCGGAGAUCGAGGUCCCCCCCCCGCUGUCCCCUGCUUGGAUGCCACCUGCGAGAUGGCGGCCGCUCUACGUCGGAAGGUGGAGGAGCACGGAGCACACGAACACCAACGAGAUGCGGACCGUGGUGGGCGCGCUCCGACUCCUUGCCAGAUCGCCACGGAGGCGGAUGCUGAAGGUCCUGAGCUUCACCAAAAGCAUGGUGGCCCAGGGAGCUCCAGGCGAGGGCCAUUCGAGCUCAUCAGCCCUGUUGCGCCUGGGCCACGGGCACUACCGCUACGUCCCGCCGGAGCUGAACGUCGCCGAAGGAGACGUUCCCCUGCAGAGGCGGGGGCCGCGGGCGUGGGACAACUACGAGAAGGAGACGUACCUGGGCAUCCGCGAGGGCGGCUCCACGAGGCGAUUCACCCACUCCGUGGCGGACGUCAUCGCGGCACAGUGGGCCCCGAAGGUGCGGGACAUUCUCAGCUACCGCGUCGACAAGGGUUGGGAGCUUCGGUGCAAGAGCGUCAUGGGCCACGCCCUGGCCGACUACAGGGACAUGAAGUGCUACCGAGACCGACUCCACCCCACAUGGGGGUCGAUCGUCCUGUCAGGGUGGCUGGGGAGUUGGCCUGAGCUGAGGAGCCAGCUCCCCUUGGCCUUGCGAAGCUUGAAGAGUUGUCAGAGGUUGGUCGUCCCUGUGGAGGGAGGCCCGUGGCCGGAGGAGGCCGUCUUUGCCAUCGCCGUUUACUUUCUGGAGGGGGGGCUCCUGGGCGAAGCCAUCGGGACCCUCAUGCAGUACGACGUCUACGGGCAGGAGCAGGCGACAAGGGCAAGACGGGCGUACCUGGAUGCCGAGACUCUCCGAGCUGGGGGGGCCCGCGCCAACUACAGCAAGCAGCAGAGGCGGCUGGUCGACAGCAACAAGACGAACUUGAAUCUGAAGAAGGUGAAAGAGGUCGCCACGGAGCUCGCGACAACUGGCCGCUUCGCGGCGUUGCUGCACGUCCCGCUGACUGAGACCGAGUUGUCAUAG
Prorocentrum cordatum is the source of this 3255-nucleotide messenger RNA. The record is from the annotation of a GenBank genome assembly. Lineage: Eukaryota; Dinophyceae; Prorocentrales; Prorocentraceae.